Prorocentrum cordatum is the source of this 1239-nucleotide messenger RNA. NCBI's taxonomy places the organism in Eukaryota, Dinophyceae, Prorocentrales, Prorocentraceae. The record is from the annotation of a GenBank genome assembly.
AUGCCGCUGCGCACGGUUACGACGGCGCCCUUCGUGGUGCGGCACAGCGUGAGCUAUCGGGACCACGGGGGCGCCUCCCUGCCGCCGCAGACUGCGGAUGGCGCCACAGCCUGCUGCGUCCCCAGCAGCGCCUGGGGGUCUCGCGCGCCCGGGCGCGGACCCGCCUCCGACGGCGGAGAGCGAGACUGGCUGUUCGUGGGCGAAGGCCGAGGCGGCUACGAGCGGGAGUACAAGUACGUGGGGGAGGGCCACGGGAGCUUCUCGAAGGCGGUUGACGAGCAUGGCGGGCUGGCGCGGCGCUGCUGCAAGUGCUGCAUCGCCUGCGUGCUGCUGGCCAUCGUGGCCACGCUGCUCUGGAUCUGGAUGGACCCUGACUUGAGGUGGCCAGCGCAGUUCCGUGGGGACCACAGGAAACCUGGUGCCUCUGGUCAUCCGGCCACAGUGCGACCGAUAGCCACUUCCGCCACUUCCACCUCGACCACGCCAGACCCGGCCGCGCGCUGCCUGACCCUGUGCAGCUUCGACAAUGUGACCGCCACCUGCCGGGCCCGCGUCCAGUGGGCGGCCGACCACCUCUUCGGCGAGGCCGCAGACAGCUGCGCUCCAGCCUACUCCCUCGUCAUGGGCCACUGCGCGUCGUGCAGGGAGUCCGGCUGCGCGCCAGCAGGUGCUGGCUGCGCUCCCAGGCCGACUGCACCUCCCAGACCGAGUGCGCCUCGGCCGGAGGGCGCCUCGGCGCCCUACGACUGCGGCGCGGAGCCUGGGGACGGACUGGCGGGCUGGUCGGAGGCCAAGCAGGCGUGGUGCUGCGCCCACGAGCACAGCCAUUGCCUGGGCACGGCCGCCCGCACAGAGGCCGCGUGCCAGGAGCAGUGCCGGCUGGGCCCGGUGCCCGGCACCUGCGGCAGCCACGUCCGGCGGCUCGCCCGCGGGCCCCUCGCGGGCCAGAGGAGCCCGUGCGCCCUCGGGCUGGGGCUGGUGCUGCGCAGCUGCCCGCAGACCCGCUGGUCUCUGGAGCAGCAGCAGUGGUGCUGCAGCCAGCACUCCCGCGCGUGCAGGGACGAGGGCGGCCACGCUGUCGACUGCGGCCAAGGCCCCAUCGCCCGUUGGUCCCCGCGCAAAAGGGCGCUGUGCUGCAGGCAGGAGCGCGUGGGCUGCCCUGGCAGCGAGCAGCGCGGGGUCCAGGGCUCCGACGGCCCGAGGUGGCUCCUGCAGGCAAGCGCUGCCUCUGAGGGCUAG